Toxorhynchites rutilus septentrionalis is the source of this 2774-nucleotide messenger RNA. Its product is annotated as ankyrin-1-like. NCBI's taxonomy places the organism in Eukaryota, Metazoa, Arthropoda, Insecta, Diptera, Culicidae. The record is from RefSeq and is a predicted model, not a curated record. The transcript has 4 exons. The coding region runs from base 179 to 2503 and encodes 774 amino acids. Gene Ontology annotation, molecular function: protein binding.
CAUCGUAAUAGUGAGUUGCUUGUUCACUUCUUCGGGUAGCGAUUAAAAAAGAAUUCUGUUUUUUUUUUUGCUUCAAUGGAGUUGUAAAACCGUGUAAGAUUUUGUUUCCGAAUAUACAAUCAUAGAAGCAACUCAAAGGACGCUUCGCACCGUGAGUAGGCAUUAAACAAGGGUAGUGAUGAGAAGCAAGGUUACAAUCGAUAUUGCAACAGACCAAAUUGGCAAACACCUGUUGAGGCGUUCGUGUGAAGCACUUCAACAGACAACCAUUAUGGGCAUCCAGAUUCCCGGAAGUACAAACCAAUUUCAGGCAGAAGCCCUACCGGACAACAUUGACGCGGAUAAAUUCGAACAAAUGCGCGACGGAUGGACCCCGCUACACGUGGCGGCGAAGAAUGGUCACCUGGACGCCAUAACGCAGCUAUUUGCUCAAAACUGUGAUGCCAAUGCGACGUCGGAAUGCCAGGAUACAGCUCUCCAUGUGGCAGCUCAAAGUGGCCAAAAAGUGGCAGUUCUUGUACUGCUAGAAAAUGGCGCCAGAAUAAAUCCCAAGAACGACCGAGAUUGGACCCCUCUUCACUUCGCUACCGAGAAUGGUUACAUUGAAGUGGUGAAGCAACUGAUCGACUAUAAAGCCAACUUUAAUGUAGUUACAUCAGAGCGAUUGACUCCGCUUCAUAUGGCGGCUCGAAAGGGUCACAUGGAAGUAGUCGAACAUUUGUCGACAUUAUCUGAUACAAUCGAUAACACAGACGGUGAUGGAUGGACCCCGCUUCAUUUCGCAACCGAAUUUGGUUGUAUCGACACAGUUGAAAUACUACUAAAAAAAGGUGCCAACGUUAAUUCCGUCUCUAAAGCAGGAACAUCGCCUCUUCAUAUCGCAUCCUAUAAGGGUCAUUUUAAAUUAAUUGACAAGCUUAUUUCACACCAUGCAGAAGUUAAUUUCUCUGAUACUUGUGGACGAACUCCGUUAUAUUUUGCCGCGGAGAAUAAUAGGCUUAAUAUUGUGAAGAAGUUGAUUGACACCAAAGCUGAUAUAAAUAGUGCAACGAAAGAUGGAUUGACUCCGAUUCACGUCGUUGCGAACAACGGCCACUUGGAAAUUGUGGAGUAUCUCAUCUCGAAACUAGGGGUCAUGAACUACAAAACAUUACUCGGAUGGACUCCACUCCAUUUCGCAGCCAAAUCCGGAGUUCUCGAUAUUGUUAAAGAACUUGUUGCGAACAAUGCGGAUAUUAAUUCACUCACAGGUAAGGACCAAACCGCAGGCCAUAUCGCAGUCGAGUAUGGAAAUUUGAACGUUUUGAAGUAUUUGAUUUCCAAAAGUGUGCCAAUGAAUGCUGAAGAUGAUGAAAAAUUUACAUUAUUGCACUAUGCAGCUAGGAAUGGGUACAAUAUUAUCGUCGAGUGCCUCGUAAGAAGUAAUGCAAAUGUUAACUGUCAAAAUAUUGAUGGCUGCACCCCACUUCAUUUCGCUGUGCAAAAUAACCACUUGAAAGUUGUCGAGUUUCUGAUUGCAAGCAAAGCUGACAUUAACGCAGUUUCGAAUAAUAUGAUGACUCCACUUCACAUCGCAUCAAAAAAGGGAAGCGUGGAAAUGAUAAAUAUUCUGGUGAUAAAUGCGGCUCGGGUCAAUUGCAAAAAUAAUCUACUAUGGACCCCGACUCACUUCGCAGCAGCACAUGGACAUUUGGACAGUCUCAAAACAUUGGUUGCCAACGGAAUCAAUCUUGAAUUAUGUGACGUGAAAUGGCAGACCUCGUUGCACAUGGCGAUCAAAAACGGUCAAACAGAAGUUGUGAAAUACUUGAUCACAUUUCCAGCUCUUAUGGAUCGUAAGGAUAUCGGAGGAAUGACACUUCUCCACCUUGCCGCAGAAAACGAUAAUUGCGAGUUAGUCAAGUAUUUGAUAGAGGAAUGCGAAGUGAUGAGCUGUAAAAACGUUGAAGGAUGGACGCCUCUGCACUUGGCUGUGAAGAACGGUCAUUUGAACGUUAUACGACAACUAAUUAACUAUAAAGCAGAUUUGGAAGCGAAAACUAAAACCGGAGAUACACCUCUGCACAUAGCAGCCAAAUUCGGGAAAGUAGAAGCAGUCGAACUUUUAAUCGCACACUCUGCACUUAUCGAUAGCAUAAAUAACUACAACGAAUCUCCAUUACACAUCGCAGUAAUACAUAACCAAGUAUACACCGCUAUGGAACUAUCAGCAAGAUCUGUAGACUUGAAUGGUAUUUUAGAAAAUUGUGGAACCCUUUUGCACAUUGCUGCAAAAGAAGGUUCUACAGACAUUGUGAAAUGGUUGAUUUCAGCAGGUGCAAAUCAUUGUACAUUGUAUCUUAAAUGGACCCCAUUGCAGUAUGCAAUCUACAACAACCAUAUGGAUGUCGUGGAAGAAUUGCUUGCCAUCGAGACAAACCCGGAUUUUGUACAACUUGUUCACUUCGCUGGAAGCUAUAAACGAAAUGAAAUAGCUAAUUACUUGAACAAAAUAUCAGCGUAACUCAAAAAAUAAAAAAAAACAUAUUAUUACCGGUAAUUCGAACAUAUUUGUAACAAAGAAAAUUUUAAAUAAUCGACACUAACUGUUGAUGGGGAAAGAAACACCCUAGAAUAUGUCACAGUCAACGCUUUGGUGCGUAUGCCUAAAAUAUUAUUGGAAAGCUUUGGUUGAGCUUCGGCUAGAAAAUUAAUCCACAUGUCGAGGAUUCGGUGCAGACGUAAUACAAAUAUAUCGGUGUGGUUUCGAUUCAAAAAAGUUGAGUGUUGAGAAG